Linum tenue is the source of this 2810-nucleotide messenger RNA. The record is from the annotation of a GenBank genome assembly. NCBI's taxonomy places the organism in Eukaryota, Viridiplantae, Streptophyta, Magnoliopsida, Malpighiales, Linaceae.
AGUUUCGAGAAUCUAAUAGGAAGUACCCCAAAUAUCAAAGCGAAACAUUUUCACUUUAACUCCUUAAAGACAAUAGCCGGAAAGCGCUUUGGCUGAACUCUGACGUUGAUCUCGCCGUAGGGGGAGGAAGAAAGAAGAAACGGGAAGUGGGUUUGUCGAUUACUUGGUGAAAGGAAGCAUCUUUCUCUGCUGAAAAAAGCUCUUGCCUUGUCCCGCUGAACAUGCAGCUGCAUACUCAGAUUAGGGUUUGUACUCUUUCUUUUCUUCUUAACUUUGAAUGAACUGGGGAUUGGAAUGUUUGAGUUUUUGCCACUCGUUCUUUACUUGGUAGUGCACUGUUCUAGGAUUGCUGAAUCUGUCCUCUUCCGUUUGUCGGUUACUAAAUGCAUAAUGGGUUCUUGUUCUGGCGGGGCGAUGACUGAGUCCUGAAUUCUGAUCCCACUACGGUUGCUUUGACAUUUAAAAGUUUCUUGUUUUCUCUGGUAUAACGAAUUUAACACCUCUUCUCGAUUCUGUAGCUGGAUUCUGGUUAUUGCAAUGAUUGUGCAGCAUUUGUGUAAGCUAUAAGAAGUUGUUACUUUAAGUUUCAAGUACUGGCCAGUCGGAAUCUGGUGUGGAGUUCUCCUAUCGACUUCGUAAGUUCUGUCAAAUGGUGUCGAGAAAAUGGCUCAUUCUUGUUGGCGCAGUCGUCAUUGCCCACUUGCUGGUUCAGUCCCUAUUUUUUCCAUAUGGGUACACCAUUCGGACUCUUCUACCCACAGCCCGUGAUCCCGUGUUUGAUGAAAGCAGGGUUUUCGGGAUUGGGCAAUCUGCCAUUAAGUCUGGAGUGGCUCGAAAUGCUUUAGCAGUUGAUGUAAGUGAGUUGAAGAUUGGUCUUGUUGUCCAAAAUGAGACUAAAUCUGAUGGUAUGGGAGAUAUUAGUCAUAGUGAAGUGAAAGGGCAUGGUGGAGAUACAGAGAACGGUUUAGCAUCGGAAGAAGAAAACUUGGAUGAUGAUACUGAUGAACUUGCUGUUGAUAGAGAUGUGGUUGAUGAUGAUGAUGACGACGACGACGACGUUGAUGUUCGGUUGGAGAAUGUAGUGGAUGGAAAUGAGGUUACUCAAGAAAAAGAUUCUGUUUUGGAGUUGCCCAGUGAAGCCAAAAAGGAGCUUCCUUCUGUGCAAAAUGUGACUAGCAAGAACAGUGAGGCCCCUCUAGUUUUGUCUCGAGCUGUAGCUCCAACAACAAGUGCUAACCCUUUGAAAGAAAAAGUUGUUUUUACCACUUCAAGGAAUUAUUCUGCUGGAGUUAGUAACCCUGUGAAGAAGAAGAUUAGGGCUGAGAUGCCACCAAUGUCAAUUACAACAAUUGAUGAGAUGAACCGUUUGUUGGCAAGAAAUCGCCGCUCUUCACGGGCAAUGAGACCGAGAUGGUCCUCAAAACGAGAUCGGGAGAUUUUGGCUGCAAGGUGGCAGAUUGAAAAUGCACCUGCUGUGGUGAAUGAUCGAGAUCUUUAUGCUCCACUCUUCAGAAAUGUGUCACAGUUCAAAAGGAGUUAUGAGCUCAUGGAACGCACACUCAAAGUCUAUAUAUACAAGGAUGGAAAGAAACCCAUCUUUCAUCUACCAAUAAUGAAGGGAUUGUAUGCUUCAGAGGGAUGGUUUAUGAAACUAAUGCAGGGAAGCAAGCAAUUUGUCGUGAAGGACCCCCGAAAGGCUCACCUGUUCUAUAUGCCAUUUAGUUCCCGAAUGCUGGAAUACACUCUCUACGUACGGAACUCUCAUAAUAGGACAAAUCUACGCCAGCAUCUGAAGGAAUACGCAGAAAAGAUUGCAGCUAAAUAUCCUUUCUGGAAUCGCACUGGUGGAGCAGACCAUUUUCUUGUUGCCUGCCAUGAUUGGGCUCCAUACGAGACAAGGCAUCAUAUGGAACAUUGUAUUAAAGCCCUCUGCAAUGCUGAUGUGACCGUAGGCUUCAAAUUAGGGAGGGAUGUAUCUCUUCCAGAGACAUACGUCAGAUCAGCAAGAAAUCCUCUCCGUGACCUGGGAGGGAAACCUCCUUCCCAAAGGGACAUUCUUGCGUUCUAUGCCGGAGGCAUGCAUGGAUACCUUCGUCCAAUUCUAGUCAAGCAGUGGAAAGACAAGGACCCUGACAUGAAGAUCCUUGGUCCUAUGCCUGCUGGUGUUGCAAGCAAAAUGAACUACAUCCAGCACAUGAAGAGGAGCAAGUACUGUAUCUGCCCCAAGGGCUACGAGGUUAACAGCCCGCGAGUCGUGGAAUCCAUCUUCUAUGAAUGUGUGCCGGUUAUCAUAUCAGACAAUUUCAUUCCACCGCUUUUCGAGGUCUUCAAUUGGAACGCCUUCUCGAUUAUACUCCCGGAGAAGGACAUUCCUAAUCUGAAGGAGAUUUUGGUUUCGAUACCAGCAAAGCGAUACGUGGAGCUGCAGCUCGGGGUCAGGAAGGUUCAAAGGCAUUUCCUUUGGCAUGGUAAGCCUUUGAAAUAUGAUCUCUUUCACAUGACCCUUCAUUCGAUCUGGUACAACCGCGUCUAUCAGAUAAAACCACGAUGAUGGAAGUGAAGCAUCUCAAACUCUCUCGGUUCCCAAAUAAGUUUCUGCACAAGAGUUGAUGGUUCGGUAUCCAUAUGAAUGAAUUCGUUUCUGUGUACAUAGCUAUAUAGAAAUUUUGUUUUGUUGUCUCCCUAUUGAUUUUGAUUCUGCUGGUAGUACUGUAAACAGCCAAAUAGAGUGUUGAGCAAUGAGCAAAGUGUUUGUUGUACUGAUAAGGUUGAAUGAAUGCAGAAGUUGCUCUUCUUCUUCUUUGUCCAAA